Trichomycterus rosablanca is the source of this 7276-nucleotide messenger RNA. RefSeq names its product TSC complex subunit 1b (gene tsc1b). Gene Ontology annotation, biological process: regulation of cell cycle; negative regulation of TOR signaling; negative regulation of cell population proliferation. Gene Ontology annotation, cellular component: TSC1-TSC2 complex. NCBI's taxonomy places the organism in Eukaryota, Metazoa, Chordata, Actinopteri, Siluriformes, Trichomycteridae. The record is from RefSeq and is a predicted model, not a curated record. The transcript has 22 exons. Bases 171 to 3776 code for a protein of 1201 amino acids.
GGAGGGGUGUGAGGUGGUUAAGAUGGCGGCGCCCUGUUGAGUGCAGUUGCUUGAACGGUGGUACCUGGAGACUGCAUCGGCGGGCGGCCCAGGGACCCUGUAGGCGGAAAGAGUGACGUCCGGAAGCCCCUGUCCAUCUCAGACACGCCCCCUGCACAGCCAUCACCAUCAUGGCCAGGGAACAGCUCAGUGUGGCUGACCUGCUCCCCCUCCUCGAGACCUCUGAUCUCCAACAGCUGGAGGAGAUCAAGGGUCUCAUUAACGAGCACCUCGCUACAGAACGGGGGUCUGUGUUGCUGAAUGGUUUGGUGGAUUACUACCUGGAGACCAACUCUAGUCCAGCCUUGCACAUCCUGUGUUCAGUGAGGGAGCCACACGACAAGCACCUGUUUGAUAAGAUGAACGAGUGCAUGUAUAAGCAGGCAUGUCGGUUACCCACCCUUAACCUCCUGGGCCACGUGGUGCGCAAGCAGCCGUCCUGGAUUCACAAGAUUGCUCGCUACCCUCUCCUGCUCUCGCUGCUCAAGUGUCUCAAGACGGACACGGAUGUUGUGGUCCUCAUAACUGGAGUGUUGGUGCUUGUCACCCUGUUACCCAUGAUCCCUCAGGCUGGAAAGCAGCACCUGUAUGAGUUCUUUGAUGUUUUUGGACGGCUGGCUGCCUGGAACCUGAGGAACCCAGGGCACAUUUCUGAGGUGUUCUUGAUCCAUCUGCACGCCAGUGUGUACUCACUCUUCCACCGCCUGUACGGCAUGUACCCCUGCAACUUCAUCUCCUACCUGCGCUCACACUACAGCAUGAAGGAAAACAUGGACACGUUUGAAGAGGUGGUGAAGCCGAUGCUGGAGCACGUUCGUAUACACCCGGAAUUAGUGACUGGAACCAAAGACCACGAGCUGGACCCUACCAGGUGGAAGAGGUUCGAGAUCCACGACAUCGUGAUCGAGUGUGCUAAAGUGUCCCUGGACCCGAGAGAGGCGUCUUUUGAGGAGGGCUACGCCACCCUGCCUGAGCAUUUCUGUGCCAACUUGCACAUGCGACCUCCUGAUUGCACUGCCAGCCCCUACACGGACUUGCACAGCAGCUAUGGAAGCUCAUCCUCGAAUCAUUUCUACACUCCGCGCCAGUCUGUCCUUCCACCUCUGCCCCUGUCGUCUCUCUCGGGGACGCAGUCGGCCCAUCGGAGCCCACCCUGCACCCACCGGCCGAGUUCUACCAGUGAACUGAACUUCAGCUACGGUGGUAAGGACUCUCUUUGGAGCCCGUCCUCCUUGUGCGGGAUGGCCACCCCACCUUCCUCGAGAGGGAUGUCUCCAAACCCUGAGCUUUCUCACAGUGCCUUUCACAUGUCUGGGCGGUUUUACAGCACUCCAGGAGGUGGUAAAGGUACCCCAUGUUCUAGCACUCCAGCAACAUCCUCUCCUCCUCCCAGCCUCUCAGACGAACCAUCCACUUCCUCUUUGACCUUCAGUACACCCAGCCUCCCAUGCAAGGAUGGGAGACCCAUAGACACAAAACCUCCUUUGCUGAGGCAGGAUCAAGUAAAGGAGCUGGAGAAAUCAGCAUCAGAGGUCGCCAAUCACACAGAUGACGAGUCUAAGAACGUGUCUAUGACUCUAACCGAGCUAUCGGCCUACAUGAAGGAGCAGGAGCAGCUGCGACUGGGCAAGGAAAAGGAGGAGGCUGCUAUAACAGAGGAGCUGCUUAAGAUAACCGAAGAGAAGCGGGACCCGCCGCGGAUGUCUGGCUUCGAUUCCCCAUUUUACCACACCACAGAAACUCUUACUGGUGCCCAGGAGAAGCCCACUCCAACCUCAAGCCACCUUAAAGACCCUCACCAUGCUGUCUCCACCCCAGAUAUGAAAGACGUCCGGGCGUGGUGCAGAAAACCUGUCAGUCGCAGCGCGUCGCAGGAGCAGCCCUGGGCCUUCCAGCCACUCUUCACCCCUAAUGAAGUGCGGCACCACAGCCCUGGCGUGGAGGAUGAGUCUCUAAAGCAUGCGCUGCUCUCACCCAGCCCGGGCGCUGCACACUCGUUGCCUUACGAAGCGCUUUUCGACCUGGCGUUGCCCCGCGCCGCCUCCGUCUUCGUGAGCCGGAGAAGCCUGGAGGUGCUGGGGAGGGCGACGGGACAGGGCACGAUGGGAGGAUGGGCGGGGGAGGAUGGACCAGGAACGACGGGUGCAUCGCCGCUAGAGGUGCUGGACCGCCUGGUGCAGCAGGGCAGUGAUGCGCACGACAGGGUGCUGAAGAGAUUACCACUGCCGAGCAAGUCAGCUGACUGGACUCACUUCGGAGGUUCUGCUCCUCGGGACGAGCUGCAGACGCUGCGCAGUCAGCUGCUGCUGCUGCAUAACCAGCUGCUGUAUGAGCGAUAUAAGCGGGAGCAGCAUGCUGUACGGAACCGCCGCCUGCUGCGCCGCAUCAUCAACGCUACCGCGCUGGAGGAGCAGAACAAUGCCAUGAAGGACCAGUUGAACCUUCAGUGUGUGGAUAUCGUAUCGCUGCGUGAGAGCCUGCAGAUGGAGCAGCAGCGCUACAGACAGCUGUGGGAUGAACGGGAGGUCAUGGUGACGCGCUUACACGGCCAGAUCCGCCAGCUUCAGCACGACCGCGAUGACUACUACACCAAGUACCAAGAGUUACAGAGUAAGAUGCAGGAGUGCCAGAAGAGGAUGGGUGAGAUGGAGGCUGAACUGCAGAAAGCCAAUAACAAGGUUUGCCAUAGGGGGCACCAGGUGAACCAGCUCACCGCCAAGUUGUCGUCUUGUGAAAGCACCCAACAACAGCUGAGCUUUAUAAGUAAGCAGCUGCUGCUGUUGGGAGAAGCACAUAAACUGUGUGUACAAGAGCUUCAGCAGGCAGGACCGGAUCUCAGUCAGGAGGCGCAGAUGGUGCAGGCGUCGCUGAUGAAGGAGGUCGAGCGGCUGAAGCAGCACCUCCUGCUGCAGGGUCAGAAACUGGACGCGGCGCAGCAGAGAGUCGUCGAGAUUGAGACGCAGCUGUCCAAAAAAGACCAUCUGAUCGCAGAGCAGAAGAAGUUCCUGGAGGACGUCAAAUGCCAGGCUAAGGAGGAGCUGAAGGCCUCGGACAGUCGGUACCAGGCUCAGAGGCAGGUGACUCAGGCUCUGCAGAAGGAGCUGCUGCAGCUUUACAGCAGGCUGGAGAUGGAGACGCCCGCCGCCACCGCCGCUGCCUCACAGACAGGGGGCCCUACCGGGUGCUGCCGCUCUACACAGACCAGUACUACACUGAAGGACAGGCCGAUGAAAACACCGUCCAAAGAGCGCAGCAGGUCGUCUCCACAUCGUAACGGCACCGUCAGCCAGGCCAAGCCCGGCCCCCAGGACCGCGAGUCUGUGAACGGCAGCCGAAGCACUCCGCCACCUCCGCUGGUUGCGCCGCCGCCGCCUCCGCGCCCUUCGGUUCCCUCUUCCAGUCCCUCCCUUACUGUCGGCUCCUACCCCAGCGCCAAGAGCUUCCUGGGCAUGCGGGCACGCGAGCUCUUCCGGAACAAGAGCGAGAGUCAGUGUGACGACGACGAUGUCCAUCGCCCGCAGCUCGCCGGCCUGUCGCACGGCAUCAAGACCGAGCUGUGUGUUGAACCGUCUGUAAAGACUGCACCCAGCCCCGCCCCUGCACACAGCCACCGGCCCGGCGCGGCAUCCAAAGAGCCUGGCGAGAUACAGCGGCCGUCUAAGCGGGAAGCGAGCUGGCCCAGACAGCCACAGCUUCACAUCAUGGACUACAACGAAACUCAUCAGGAGCACAGCUAGAGAGACGUGAUGUCAGAAAGACUGGGACCCUUCACGUCAGUGUUCUCCCCCUUCACGUCAGGCGGACAACAGGAUUUUGGAGAUUUCGCACCUUUUUCUCCCUGCCAAAAUACUACAGCAAGCCUUGGAGUCUUCCUGCGCAUGAGUUUACGCUUCUCUGUUUUUGCCCCUUUCUCUUAACAUGUACGACGGAUCCAGUCUUUAGCAGGUUUUACUUCAGAGGGUUACAGUGAGGUGUGUAGAGUGCUUAUUGACAAGGUUGGAUCGGCCUUCUUGGAACAAGUAGGAGCCACAGUGGCUAUGUUUAAAUGCAGAUUUUGUUUAUUUGCACUCAGUAAUCUAAUAAAAUCCUCAGUUCCAAAUGCGUCAGAUUGAAUAGAGACCAACGGUUAGCGAUGUGAGGUGCGAAAUAUACAUUAAAUCCAUAAGUGGGAUCCCUGUUGUCAUAUAAUUGUUCUUUUCAUAUGCAAGUUGUUGUAAGGUUUUAAAGCUUCAGUAUGUAACAGAAAUCAAUAAAAUGCCAAUACUGCGGUAAAACACUAGCGCUAGCCCACUAGCUCUGACAUUUCGAGCUUGUCUGCUUGGCAGACGUACAUGCAGACAUAAUUGGUUAACGUCUGCCUGGAGCAAUUGCGGCCUCUGCUGGCUGCUCGAUGCGCCUGCACAGAGAUGGUGAAUAAUAGAGAGCAGUGUGUGACUCUCCGUACACAAUACUGAUCCCUGUGUGAACCCACUUUAUGCAGGAGUAGAAGAAGCAGUUGGCUACUGCACACGUGUCUGAGGGGGGCGUGUGUUUGGUACAGCCCUUCUUAGUCAGGUAAGGGGUCUGCAGCAGUGAAGGAGAGAUAUAACCAGGGGAAUUGGAUACGACUAGAUUCGGAGAUGAUGGUUCUUUUUAAAGCCUUUUUCCUCCUCUGUGUAUGGUCUCCCAUGCACUCAAAGGCUGUUUUAGGUCACUGAACGUUUUUAGCUUUUAAAAACUGCUGUCCACGGCGAAGAUUUUAUUAUUAUAAUUCUGCAUCUAAACAUAGCUACUGGGUUCUCAGGCUCCUAAAGCAGUAUUCAUACGUUUUAAGCUGUUUUGGUCUGUAAUGUAGCUACAAUUACCAUGAACAAUCAUUUCAACAUGUUCCCUGUACUGAGAAAAGAACGGUAGGUUGUUAGUACAGUCGCUCAGACACAGAAGCUUAGUUUAUUCAUUUGUUUCUUCUCAGUAUUAGAAAAUGUGUUGGAAUGCUUGUUUGAAUUUACAUGAAUUAUUUGGCUAAGAUUAAAAUUUACACAAUUUCCACUUACCCUAAAUGUAGUUGAUUAACAAGUUUGGCGCCCACAGUUUCAUUUGUGUUUUUGCUUGUCCGCUGGUUCUGCAUGGAUUCUGUUACUCAGAAUGAAUUGUUAGCCACAGAUGGGAUAUGUGGAUACAGACCCAGUCGUAUUUAUACUUAAGUAAGUGCAUCAUUUUACUAAUCGGCUUCAUGAAAGGGCAAAUUUUUGACAUAAUAAAAUCCAAACUAAUAACAUUUAGGCUGUGCAAGGUCACGUGGCAAAUAAAAUCCAUAAGUGGGAGCAUAAACUUGUUUCAGAUUAUCGACUACAUGCUUGGUAGAUGGAAAAUGGUGUUUCAUUUAGGGUCGAGCUGUAAGAAGCCAGUCUGAACCCCGAGUGCUUUAUGAAGUGAGGUCACGUUAGGCACGUUGCAUUGUGGGUGUGUGUGUGUUUACGAGUGCUGCGUGAGUCGAUUUUAUAUUGUUAGAGUUUUUAAAUUAUUUAUAUUUGUGUUUACAUUUUCACUAACUGAAAAGUAUUAGCUGGCGAGUCCCUUAUAAAUCAAAGCAAAUCCAUUUCCCAUCAUCAGUUAUUAAUAACAGUAUGAAACUAUGACAGCAUUUAUAUCUAACAUAUAUGGUACAUAACAUAUCAGAACUGGAGAUCUGGUCUUCAGGCUUUUUUUGCUAAUGACUUUAAUCUGUAAAGCAAGUAUUGCACUAAUCAGUAUAAUUAUAUAAAACCUUUAAAGGAACAUGCCAAAUUUUUCUUCCUGAUCUCUCAGUCUAGCACAUUUGCAUCAUAGGUGUGAUAGUAAAUAAGGUUAGCUGACUAAUAGACACACAUUUAAACAUAGCCAAUUUAUAAAGGCUUUGAUGUCCUGCUUUAAUACUGAGGCCUGAAAUGUUUAGUGCACAAUAUCGACAUAUCCACACAUGCAAGGAUUAAAUCUACAAUAACUCAUCAGUAUUAAUAGAACAAUUCCUUCAGUCAUCAGUUAUUCGGCUGAUCAUUAACAUUCCUGAUGCUCGGUUACAUGAAAUAUCACGUAUCUGAUCUUGACCAACUUUAAGGUUUCCUUUGUUUACAUGCCCGUCCAGCAUUUUCAGCCCAGGUUCCUGACCAGUUGCUUCAGUGUCCGUAAUAAAUUGCUAAUAAUUAAGUAUUAUAUUAUGAUCCUAAAUGUUAUCAGUGUUUUUAAUACACUGUUUUUCUUUGGCAGCUUUAACCACAAUGGUACUCUGUUUAACGGUCAGACUUACAGCUUUAGUUGUUACACUUUUGAGUUUUAUGAGUUUUAAAUGUAUAUGUUACAUGCAAUCCUUUCUUCAACAUGAGAAACCUUAAGGUUUGUGUUAACGUCUGAGUAAAAAUAAGAUCCCACAUCUUUUAUGGCAAGGGUGUCCAGUGUUAUCCAGAAAGGGCCGGUCUGGCUGCAGGUUUUCAUCCCAACCAAGCACCAGCGCACCUAAAUCCACCUCUUUAAUCAGUUUUUAAACACCAAAUUAGUUGUGUCUGGUUUGUAAGAACCUGCAGCCAGACCGGCACUUCCUACAUUGAAUUUAUUACAUUCGAAUGAAAUAAAGCAAGAUGUAACGUACAAAAAUCAUCAUUAUUACCUGUUAUUUAGGUUUAUUAUGUCAGGUUUAAUUCAGCAAACAGAAACUGCACAAAAAUCUCCACAAAAGAGGCAAAUUUGUUCCCUGUAGGGGAUCUGAUCACGGUUUCUUGCUUAGAACUUCUAGAUAACGUUAAAGUUGACCUGGGGGUGAAAACGUUUGUGCAGCACUUUUUUUUUCGGGUUAAAAUCCUUCCCAGAACGGUUAGUGUGUAUGAAGAGGUAACUGUGAUGAUGGCCUGAUGUAUUGAUUUGGUUCGAAGGCUUGGAUGUUGUUGGACUGUGACUGGAUCUCCAUUCACCCAUGUUUACUCGGUUUAUCGCAUUAUUAUGGACUGUUUAUGGACUGGAGAAAUCCUGUUUUCCUCUUGAUACCCUCCACCGUCCCCUUUUUGCCUUGAGCUCUUCAGCAUGUUACAACUUUUAAUGCCACAGACAGGAAGAUGGAAGACGGGCGAGAUUAGAUGUUCUCCGAGUGUGUCUCCGAGGGCUGAUGGAAGUUUAGAAGAGCAUAAGCUUGCGUUGACUGUGAAAGAUAAAAAGAAAAUCUUUAAUGUUUUGCACUAUAGAAUCUGCAUUACCUGUUUUUUAAAUAAUAAAAUGUUUUUAAAACGGA